CCUUUUCCUUCACAUCUUUUCUCUUCCACCAAAAAAAAAUAAAAAAUAAAAAAUAAAAAUAUCAUCUUUCUCCCUCAGUCUGUAGCUAGCUGGUUGGACAUGGUGGUUCUGCUUCUUCACCUUUCAUUCUACUUCUAAGUUCUAACUUCAAACCUCUCUCUACAAACCCAACCAACAACAAACUCACUAUGAAACUCUCCCUCAAGUUCCACAACAACGAUGAAAAUCAACAAACUCAAAUAAUGACAGCAAAAGUACCAAUAACAAUAUUCAACAACCCUUUAAUUUCAACCAUCACUGCCACAGGUAACUCAACUUCUGAUUUUUCAUUCUCACUUUCAACAAAUUUCCCAUCAGGUCCAACCUUCAAACUCUCUUACACUCCUCCCAUCACCACCACAACAACAACAACCUCAUCUCCUCCUUUCUCUAUCUCCCUUAAAUCCGGUUUAGGCCUUUUUGGUUCACCUCAUAAUUCCCCUCUUGUCUUCUCCGCAAAUUUCUCACCUUCUUCUUUUUCCUCUUCUACCCCUCUUCUUCCUUCUUUUUCCUUACACUUUAAACCCCAAUUUGGUCAUUACUCUCUUCACAAAACCGUUUUCUCAGAUUCUAACACUAACACCAACACCAACACCAAAACUGUUUCUGAUUCUAACCCACUUUCUGAUUCACCUCAAAUUGAAAAGGGUUUUGUUCCUUUUCCAAAUGGGUCUUCUUCCGGUUGGCAAAAUUUGAAAUUGGAACCAUUUGGUGAAAACAAUAAAAACAACGACAACAACGUUGUUGUUGGUGUUGGUGUUGGCCCAGAUGAUAAAAACAGUGAAAAAUGUGGUCUUUCGCCUUGUGUUGCUGUUAUGACUAAGACGGUUUUACCUGUGACACAAGGUUUGUUGUUGAAUUUUCGUUGGGGUGUGAAUUUUCCGGGGAAAUCAGGGUUGAAAGUGCCGUAUUUGACAGUGAAUAAAAUUGGGUUGGAGAGAGUUGAGGAAGAGAAGAAAAAUGAGUUGAAGAUUGAUAAUUGUGAAAGUGAUUUGCAGAUGCUGAAAGAGAGGAAAAUGGAUUUGGAGAAUGUUGAGAAGGAAAAUAAGGAGUUGAAGAGAGUGUUGGAUGAGAUGAAAAUGAGAGUUUAUAAAGGGAAGGUUGAGAAGCUGCAGAAUUCAGGUGAGAGUUUUGAAAGUUGGAGAAGUAAUAGAAAUGGAAGACAAGAUAAUGAGAAAAAACAACCAAAUAAGUUGCAGAAUACUAUUGUAGUGAGUGAUUUGGAAUCUGAAUUGGAAAAAGCUAUUAAAGCUGCUUCUUCUUAGCAAAGAAUCAAAGGUUCGGUUUUUAAAACAUUGAUUGCUAGAGCGGAUGCAAAGAGAAAGACUAGAGAGAAAAGGUAGAGAUGAGUACCAAUUCAACAGCAUCACGAGCAGCCAUAGCAAGAAUAUCAGCACAUGAAACAGUGAGAG
Molecule: messenger RNA, 1451 nt
Organism: Trifolium pratense (red clover)
Lineage: Eukaryota; Viridiplantae; Streptophyta; Magnoliopsida; Fabales; Fabaceae
Exons: 2
Coding region: 189-1304 (371 amino acids)
Source: RefSeq, a predicted model, not a curated record